This is a messenger RNA of Anisakis simplex (herring worm), 375 nucleotides long. Lineage: Eukaryota; Metazoa; Nematoda; Chromadorea; Rhabditida; Anisakidae. The record is from the annotation of a GenBank genome assembly.
UGUCGUUUGGAUGGUUCAACACCAGUCAUGGAACGUUCUCUCGUAUUUGUAUCAUUGAGGAUGUUUCAUGAAAGAGUUGAUCCAAUAUUGAUCGAAUAUUUCAGUCAGCAAAUGAUCAAUACGUUCAAUUCAUCCGAGCCAAAUUUAUUCAUAUUUCUGCUGUCAACAAAAGCUGGUGGUUUGGGUAUUAAUUUAACGGCAGCGAAUCAUAUCAUUCUUCACGAUAUCGAUUUCAAUCCGUACAAUGAUAAACAAGCCGAGGAUCGUUGCCAUCGAAUGGGACAGGAGAAGUGCGUUGUUGCAUUUUGUUUAUUUUGUGCUUUUCCUUUUGUUUUCUCGUUUCGUUUUCCCGAUUGUCUAUUGUUUUUUGCAUAA